AUGGCCAAUCCUCCGAGGCAUCUGAGACUGCCGUUCCUACGUCUACAACUCGCUGAAGCACGUGAGCGUUAUCUUACUAUCUUGGCAGCUUUAAUAGCUGAGGAAGAAAGGGUAAGGAGACGUCAGAGACGUCGACGUCGGUGGUGGGUUAGACCAUGGCUAGAGAGGCGCGUCAUGUAUGGUCAAUAUGAGACAUUGAUGGGAGAACUUGAGAGGGAGCAUGAAGGAGACUUCAAGUCCUUCCUCCGAAUGGAACCCGCAAUGUUCCAUGAACUACUGCAGCGGGUGGGACCACGCAUUGAAAAGCCAGACACACAGCGGCCACCCUUGAAACCAGGCUUAAAGCUAGCCAUCACCCUCCGCUUCUUGGCAACCGGGAACUCGUACAAGUCGCUAGCCUUUGAUUUCCGUGUUGCCCACAACACGAUUUCCCUGUUCGUGCCAGAGGUAUGUCGAGCUAUACUGGAAGAAUACCGUGAUGAGGUCUUCCGCACGCCACGCACACCAGCUGAAUGGGCAGUGGUUGCUCAACGCUUCCAGGACCGGUGGAACUUUCCGCAUUGUUGUGGCGCAAUUGAUGGCAAGCAUAUCGCCAUAAAGAAGCCACCGCAGACAGGCACCCUAUACUACAACUACAAAGGCUUCUUCUCAAUGGUCCUGCUAGGAGUGGUUGAUGCAGACUAUAAAUUUUUAUGGGCUGACGUUGGGUCAAAUGGCUCGGCGUCAGAUGCAGGUGUUUUCAACGGAUCUGUUCUGGAGCCCGCGCUUAGGGAAGGGAGGCUUGGGUUCCCCCAACCCGACCCUCUGCCAAACGACGACAGAGACACGCCAUACUUUAUAGUGGCAGACGAUGCCUUUCCCCUGCGACCCUACUGCAUGAAGCCAUUCUCCAAGCGUUACAUGCUCCGAGAGGAAAGGAUCUUUAACUAUCGGUGCUCACGGGCCAGGAGGGUGGUGGAGAAUGCUUUUGGAAUUUUGGCCAACAGGUUCCGUUGUCUGCUGACAACAAUGAACACUAAACCACCAGCAACGGUAUGGAUUGUUACAGGCUGUCUGACAUUGCACAAUAUCAUGAGAAUGCGAUACCCUAACCUACAGAAUGCCGACUUGGAUAUAGAAGGGGACAAUCACAAUAUUAUCCCAGGAGCAUGGAGGGAUGGCGCAGUCAUGGCAGAAGUUGAGGCUGCUGGUCGCGGACCAAGGCAGACUGCAGAGGGGAAAAAGCAGCGCCAUUACUUAAUGAAAUACUUUAACAGCCCUGCUGGGAGUGUUCCAUGGCAGGAUGCUGCUAUUGAUAGAUAA
Molecule: messenger RNA, 1302 nt
Organism: Ostrea edulis (European flat oyster)
Lineage: Eukaryota; Metazoa; Mollusca; Bivalvia; Ostreida; Ostreidae
Exons: 2
Coding region: 1-1302 (433 amino acids)
Source: RefSeq, a predicted model, not a curated record